AUGUCUGCGCUUUUACAAGAUAUACAAAGAAAACUGAUCUUCCCCAUAGAUUUUCCCAGCCAACAGAAAACGGAGAACUUUCAACAGUUAUCACUCACAAUCGGAGCUGUUAUAGCAUGCAUAUUGGGAUUCGCUCAACAAUCGUUGUAUGUUCUAUUGGUUACGUAUGGCAUAAGUUGUGUGAUUACUCUACUAUGUGUUUUACCAGCUUACCCAUGGUAUAAUAAACAGAAAUUAAGGUGGGCACAACCAAAAAUUGAAAUUAAUAUCGACCAGUAUGAUUAA
Saccharomyces eubayanus is the source of this 285-nucleotide messenger RNA. It is a transcript of the gene SPC1, whose product is annotated as signal peptidase complex subunit SPC1. NCBI's taxonomy places the organism in Eukaryota, Fungi, Ascomycota, Saccharomycetes, Saccharomycetales, Saccharomycetaceae. Gene Ontology annotation, biological process: protein targeting to ER. The transcript has a single exon. Bases 1 to 285 code for a protein of 94 amino acids. Gene Ontology annotation, cellular component: signal peptidase complex; endoplasmic reticulum membrane. The record is from RefSeq and is a predicted model, not a curated record.